Molecule: messenger RNA, 1351 nt
Organism: Saccostrea cuccullata (small rock oyster)
Lineage: Eukaryota; Metazoa; Mollusca; Bivalvia; Ostreida; Ostreidae
Exons: 3
Coding region: 25-1014 (329 amino acids)
Source: RefSeq, a predicted model, not a curated record
AUAGGACUUUUCACCAAAUCUGACAUGGACAGGAUGCAUUUGGACCAAGUCAUGUCUGCAAAAGGACCUUCCAGUAAUUUUGAUCAUUCGUGCUCUUGCCAAGACUGCCAAAAUUAUCUAAAACAAAUAGGAAAUUUUGAUUAUGUGAAAGGUGAUGACAUACAUUGGGGUCAAUGUAAAAACAGUUCAUUUCAUGAAACUUCAGUUGAAAGUAACAUUAAACAAAACUUAUGUAAAUCAGAUUCGAAAGACUGCAAGUCAUGCUUGAUGCCUAACAAAUGGCCAUCUCUUCCGAAUUCACUUUUUGAAUCUAAACAUGAAGAUGGUUUCAAACCAACAGAGGAUAGCUCAAGAAGCUUGCCAAAGUCGAAGAAUUCUCUUGUCAAAGGAAAUGUUUCAUUGAGCACUGGACAUUUACCAAACCGGCUUAUUGAUUUUGAAACUUUGGAAGACAACCCACACAGCUCUCAUAGUGCGGUUCAAUUAAGCAGUAAUAUACCCCUCUGCAUUUGCAAUGACAAUCCAAUUGUUUACGUAACGUUUGCUCCUGGAAGCAAGAGGCAUGAACAAGAAGUUGCUGAUUUGUGUGAGAUAUGUGAUGGAGCCGGGUUUACCGUCAAAUGUGACAGUGACAGGACUCUAAUGGAGAACGGGGAGCUGAAUGUUAAUCAAUGGCGGGAUAUCAACUUCCAGCGGGCUGCGUGCAUUUUGUUCUGCAUUUCACCAGCUUAUAAUGGAAUGGUUAAACUGCUGGAGGAAGAUAACAUAGCCAUAGCAGAAGAAAAUGAUCGUUUCAAGGGAGCUUUGUACAUUUUUAAUUUAGCUCGAGCUGAGCUUGUUGACUCUUACUCAAUUGAUAGGAGAUUUUUUUGUGUUUUGUUCACGAACUCAGCGGGGAAGCUGGAAGUUCCGAGGUGCUUUACACCUUAUGCAAAGUUUAAAUUUCCUGGAGAGUCCCAAAUCCUUGUCAGUGCAAUACAAAAUCGUUAUAUACGCAAUCAAAGGAGAUUGUAGUUAAAUUUACUUGUGCUUUGUUUCGGAUGAUAAAAAUGUUUCUUAUUUUUGUCAUAAGAAUAAACAUAUAUAUGAUUGCAUAUACUGUUAGACACAUUCUUUUUGAAUGUCAUUAGUCUCCUAUGGGGGUUUUAAAUGUUGCAAAUUUCAAUUGCAUUAAAUUUGGAUAAAGAGAGAUAAUUCUUUUUAACAAUGUGCUUUUAAAUACGGUAUGGCAUUUAGCAAUACUAAAUACGAAUUUCCAGGGAAUUCCAAUUGUUAUAUUUAAAUGUGCGUCAUUGGGUGGGUAUCUGUUCAAGUGUACUCUUUCAAAAAGUGGUAUGUACAGUGUAUACAG